AUGGGAAUCAGUCGACUUGACCUAUCCUGUCAGUUUUCAAUGAACGUUGCUCGGAGCGGCAGUUUAAUGUACAUGUCAGUCUCUUUAAGGAAACGUCGCAGAGUUGAUCGCCAAUUCAACGUUCUCAGUCUCUCGUCCCCUUUCGCUCUCUCCCUCGCUCCUUCUCCCUCUUUAUACCUCUCCCUCUCUCACUCUAUAUCCCUCACUCCUUCCUUUCCUCAUCCACACUUUUCGCUCCCUCUCCCACCUUUUAUUUUCCCACUCUUUCUACCUCUUAGUCCCUCUCUCCUCCCUCUAUCUCCCUCACUUCUUCAUUCACUCUUUCUCCCUCCUACAUUCCCUUUCCUUCCCACUCUCACCAUUUUCUCACUCUUCCUCUCACUCCUUUUCUCCUCCCUUUCUUUCUUACUCCCCUCUUCUCUUUAUUUCUUUCUAUCUAUCUAUCUAUCUAUCUAUCUAUCUAUCUAUCUAUCUAUCUAUCUAUCUAUCUAUCUAUCUAUCUGUGCAGUUGAAACCACAUGUUUACACAUAGAUUUGCUAUCGGAAUCUGUCCAUAUCUAUCUAUCUAUCUAUCUAUCUAUCUAUCUAUCUAUCUAUCUAUCUGUCCGCUUGUCUACUGAACAUCUAUCUAUCUAUCUAUCUAUCUAUCUAUCUAUGAAUUUCUAUCUAUUUUUCCCUAGCUAUCUAGCUAACUGA
Messenger RNA from Acanthosepion pharaonis, 696 nucleotides. The record is from the annotation of a GenBank genome assembly. Lineage: Eukaryota; Metazoa; Mollusca; Cephalopoda; Sepiida; Sepiidae.